Molecule: messenger RNA, 1200 nt
Organism: Octopus bimaculoides (California two-spot octopus)
Lineage: Eukaryota; Metazoa; Mollusca; Cephalopoda; Octopoda; Octopodidae
Source: RefSeq, a predicted model, not a curated record
AUGGAGCUACUGAUUGACACUACUACCAAGUGUGAAGUUCGCGCAGUUAUUUGGUUUUUGAACGCAAAAGGCAUCAAACCGAUUGAAAUUCAUCACCAGUUAACAGAUGUGAAUGGCGAGUCGUGCAUGGUUGUCAAAAACGUCCACAAGUGGUGUAGAGAGUUUGAAGCUGGUCGUACUGAAAUUCAUGAUGAUGAAAGAAGUGGACAACCAUCAAUUUCCGACGAAACAGUCACAAUGGUUGAUCGUCUCUUUGUCGCCCAAGACAGCGGUAGGAUUCGGUUGCUGCAUGGGUGUCUGAGCAGCUCCAUUUGGAGAGGGCACUGCUCACCCGGAGACCGGGGAUGUUCUAGAAAAGGUGAACCAAAAGUUGCCUGUCUUUCCAUAUUUGGUCAGUUUAGCGCGACUGAUGGAUGUCCAUCCUGCGCUCGAAAAACAAAGAGUCUUUUAUUUAUAAAAUCUGGACGGAACUUAAACAUUUCAUGUUGGAAUGUUCGCAUUCUGUUGGACAACAAGAGUGAUUGUAAGCCUGAAAGACGCACUGCACUUGUUGCUCGUGAGCUGAACCGUUAUAAAAUUGAUAUAACUGCACUCUCAGAGACUCGUAUAGAAGGUGAUGGUCAGCUUGAGGAAGUAGGAGAUGGAUACACCUUUUUUUGGAAUGGAAGGCAGAAGGAGGAGCGCAGAGAGGCUGGUGUUGGUUUUGCAGUCCGAUCUGAUAUCCUUAAGAAGUUGGAAGAGCUCCCUGUUCCUAUAAAUGAACGUAUAAUGACGCUACGGUUGCACUUGAAAGGUAAACUGAACUCUCACUGUUCAAAGAAGACUUCAAAAGUAACUAGUAACAAAUUCUCUUGGAAAUGGACAAAAUUUGGCAUCAUGGUAUUAUCAAGUACAUGCAGAAAAAGGGUUUAUCUUCCCAAAAACAUUCAUGCUGACGUCUGCGAUGAGUUAACUUGGAAAUUCCAAGCAACAAGUAAUUAAGGUAUACUUGGCUUGGCGAUUAGCUAAGUUGAGUACUCCUCAUUUAGUAAUUAUUACAUCAGAGGAUCAGCUGGUUAAGAAACAUAUGUAGCCUGGAUUUUACCCAUUCCACUCUGUCAGUAUAGAUGUUUUAUUUUAUUUGCAUUCAUAGCAGCUCUAAUUGCUAACAAUGAGCUAUACAGAAACUUUCAGCGUAUCAAAUUUCCUUGCAACUUCGAU